Neofelis nebulosa (Clouded leopard) is the source of this 3670-nucleotide messenger RNA. It is a transcript of the gene POMGNT2, whose product is annotated as protein O-linked mannose N-acetylglucosaminyltransferase 2 (beta 1,4-). Gene Ontology annotation, cellular component: endoplasmic reticulum. The transcript is spliced from 6 exons. NCBI's taxonomy places the organism in Eukaryota, Metazoa, Chordata, Mammalia, Carnivora, Felidae. Gene Ontology annotation, molecular function: protein binding; protein O-acetylglucosaminyltransferase activity. The record is from RefSeq and is a predicted model, not a curated record. Gene Ontology annotation, biological process: protein O-linked glycosylation via mannose. The coding region runs from base 618 to 3185 and encodes 855 amino acids.
GCUCCGCCCUGGGCGCGAGUUGGGGGCGGGGGGCGUUGGGGACGGGGACGACGUGGGCCCCGCUGAACUGUCGCGCUUGGACUCAGGCACGUGACUGGUUCCAGCAACAGCCCGCUCCCGUGACCGGGUCUGCCCGCAUUCCUGCCCUCUGGCUCCAGGUCUCUGGCUCCCCUGAACCGUGCCCGCGGGCCCGUCCGUCGGUAGGCAGCACUCACCCCAUCAGCCUGCUCGGGCCAGCGGGGAACGUCCGGGCCACCGGAGCUCGGCUGGGUCCACAACCGGCCUCAUCGCCCUCAGAGACGUGGCAGCCUCCCUGCCCCCAAGUCUUGCGGGGGUGGCAGCUUCACAUGGGCCGCGGGCACACCCCAUCCUCCUAGGCUGUCUGACCGGGUCCCACGCUGACCAGUCGCCCAGGGCCCAGGUGUCGUCUCUGGACGGAGGCUUGUCCUGCCAUCCACCCAAGCCUCCUGCCAUCCACCCAUUUUUAUCUUGGCAAGGCAUUCCAUACUCCUCCAUCUGUCGACUGCAGGAUGAAAGGGUGUUUGUGUGCCAGAGUAGUGUCCCCGGACACAUCACACCAUUUCCCCAUGAUGCCUUCAUCUGCCUAUGAAUGAGGGAUGAGGAAUCGGGGAGAAUCACCAUGCGCUUACAGCUCUCCAAAUGGAGAAACCAAGAGCUACUCCCAGGAAUGCUCCUUAGAAGAAAGACUUGCACAUCCCAAGGAGUAUAAGCCGUGUGGACAGAUGGUGUCACAGGCACCACUUGUCACAGUAGAGCUCCAGCGAGAUGGAGAACUACAAACUCCAUAUCCCACACUCUUUGCAGCUAGGGAUCCACGUGGGACCUGGGCUCCAUCAAGCAGGUACACCCUACAGACCUUGCAAGAAGGAAGAGAACUCCAUCAGGACUUCCAUAAUCGUACAAAUCUAACACGAAGUAAAACUGCGCCUCUCCGGGGAGAAACUACAACUUCCAGGGUUCCGCGGAUUGAAGGCUUGGGCUGUUCUUGGAGGCAAACUACAAUUCCCAGAAUUCCGUUAACCAAGGGGUGGUUCUGGCCUAGGGUCCGAGCAGCUGAGCUCGCGAGCCUGCGCACGUGCACUGGCUGCCGCGCCGGGCUCGCCAGCCAAGCAGGCGCAAGGCGGGCACCCGCGAGCCCCGGCGGCGGCGGCGGCGGCGGCGGGGUGGGUGCCGCGGGACCUGCCCUCCAUGCCUGGUCGUCCCGGGCUCGGGGCGGGGUCAGGAGGCGGCAGCGGCGGCUGAUUCAGCCAAAGCCGACUACGCGGAGGGCCCACCGGGACGCUUCAACGCCACGGAGCCUCGCCUGCGGGCUGCAGGCUUUUGCCGAUCGUCCGUGUGCCCGCAGAGAUGGGUCGAGCCCGCCAGGCCCGUGGCACUCCCCGGGGGCUGUCCUGUCACUAGGGCCCCGUGGUGGCAUUAGGAUGCACCUGUCGGCCGUGUUCAACGCCCUCCUGGUGUCCGUGCUGGCAGCGGUCCUGUGGAAGCACGUGCGGCUGCGUGAGCAUGCGGCCGCUCUGGAGGAGGAGCUGGCCCUCGGCCGCCAGGCCCCAGAGCCGGGCCCCGCGCUGAGGAUCGACUACCCCAGGGCGCUGCAGACCCUGAUGGAGGGCGGCACACACAUGGUGUGCACGGGCCGCACGCACACUGACCGCCUCUGCCGCUUCGAGUGGCUGUGUUACUCCAGCGAGGCCGAGGAGUUCAUCUUCUUCCACGGCAACGCGUCCGUCAUGCUGCCCAACCUGGGCUCCCGGCGCUUCCAGCCGGCCCUGCUCGACCUGUCCACCGUGGAGGACCACAACACCCAGUACUUCAACUUCGUGGAGCUGCCGGCCGCCGCCCUGCGCUUCAUGCCGAAGCCCGUGUUCGUGCCCGACGUGGCGCUCCUCGCCAACCGGUUCAACCCCGACAACCUCAUGCACGUCUUCCACGACGACCUGCUGCCUCUCUUCUACACCCUGAGGCAGUUCCCCGGCCUGGCCCACGAGGCCCGGCUCUUCUUCAUGGAGGGCUGGAGCGAGGGCGCACACUUUGAGCUCUACAAGCUCCUCAGCCCGAAGCAGCCACUCCUGCGGGCACAGCUCAAGACCCUGGGCCGGCUGCUGUGCUUCUCCCAUGCCUUCGUGGGUCUCUCCAAGGUCACCACGUGGUACCAGUAUGGCUUCGUCCAGCCCCAGGGCCCGAAGGCUAACGUCCUGGUCUCGGGCAACGAGAUCCGGCAGUUCGCACGGUUCAUGAUGGAAAAGCUGAACGUGAGCCGGGCAGGGGCUCCCCUGGGCGAAGACUACAUUCUGGUCUUCAGCCGUACCCAGAACAGACUCAUCCUGAACGAGGCAGAGCUGCUGCUGGCACUGGCCCAGGAGUUCCAGAUGAAGACAGUGACGGUGUCCCUGGAGGACCACGCCUUUGCAGAUGUCGUGCGGCUGGUCGGCAACGCCUCCAUGCUGGUCAGCAUGCACGGGGCCCAGCUGGUCACUGCCCUCUUCCUGCCCCGUGGGGCCACUGUAGUCGAGCUUUUCCCGUAUGCUGUCAAUCCCGACCACUAUACGCCCUAUAAGACGCUGGCCACGCUGCCUGGCAUGGACCUCCAGUACGUAGCCUGGCGGAACAUGAUGCCAGAGAACACAGUCACGCACCCUGAACGGCCCUGGGACCAGGGGGGCAUCGCUCACCUAGACCGGGCAGAGCAGGCCCGUAUCCUGCAGAGCCGCGAGGUCCCGCGGCAUCUCUGUUGCCGGAACCCUGAGUGGCUCUUCCGAAUCUACCAGGACACCAAGGUGGACAUCCCAUCCCUCAUCCAGACCAUACGGCGCGUGGUAAAGGGCCGGCCGGGGCCGCGGAAGCAGAAGUGGACUGUCGGCCUCUACCCAGGCAAGGUCCGGGAUGCACGGUGCCAGGCGUCGGUGCAGGGCGCCUCCGAGGCGCGCCUCACCGUGUCCUGGCAGAUCCCGUGGAACCUCAAGUACCUGAAGGUGAGGGAGGUGAAGUACGAGGUGUGGCUCCAGGAGCAGGGCGAGAACACCUAUGUGCCUUACAUCCUGGCCCUGCAGAACCACACCUUCACCGAGAACAUCAAGCCUUUCACUACCUACUUGGUGUGGGUCCGCUGCAUCUUCAACAAGAUCCUCCUGGGACCCUUUGCAGAUGUGCUGGUGUGCAACACGUAGCGAGCGUGCCGUGGCCAGGCCUGGGUGGGGGUGUGGCUCCUCCAGCUCAGUGGCCCUGGGCCCACUAGCCCCGUGUGGCGGCUUCUGGGAAUUGUUUAUUUAUUGAGCAGGCCUGCCCCAGGCUUGUGCCCCCAUGUCAUCUUACUGCAUCUGGAGUGUGGGGUCCACAGUCCUCUUUGCCCUGGUACGAUGGGACCCUCCCAGCCCCCUUCUCCCAUCCUGAGCAUCCAGACCGUGGAGAAGGUCCUUAGCGGGAGGAGGAGGAGGAGAAGGAAGAAGGAAAGUAAGAACCCUAAGGAGCCUCUGGCCGAGUAAUCGUGCCGUUCCCUACUGAAUCUUUCUGGUUGAUCUCCAGGUGUUUGGAAACUGUGAGUAGUAGAUCACGUGGUUGCUUGGGUGGGUGGUUCAUCAGCUUCCGUCAUCAUGAAACUCGCCUGUAGCACAGUGAAGGUGUGUGUGGAACAUUCAUUAAAUGAUUAUAAACA